AUGGGUUCUUCCAAUUCAGACGGCGAGACUUCAUCAAGUCCCCCGCUAUUGCGCGCGCGACUGCGUGCCAGCCAUGCUUGUACCGUCUGUAGAAUCCGCAAAGUCAGAUGCGAUGUUGCAGUUACUGGAUUUCCAUGCACAAAUUGCCGGUUGGACUCUGCCAAUUGCAAAGUGUUGCCGCGAAAGCGAAAGUGGGAACAAAGAGUGAAGCGCGUGUUUGAUCAAGAGCAAAAGGAGAAAUUAUCACAAUCCCGACACAUAGAUGUAGAAAAGGCAAAGCCUUCACAGCCAGUGUACCCGAACCCCCCGUCCCAAGCAAAUGCUACAAACGACCAAGAAAGGGACAGUUCGAGCUCGUCCAGCCCAUCUGUCAAAAUCGAUCCAUUUCUAACCCCGGCGUUCCAACAAGAGGCAUCAGAUUUUAAUACAGAAUCUAUAAGCACAAACUUCACUUUCACAGAUGGUACCAUUGACCCAAGCAGAAUAGGACAGCAAGGUGGCUUCGGCAGCAAUCCCUGGGGAACGGGAUAUGACAAAACCACCAUCUUUGGACUGCAGCCGCCAGCGCGUCUCGUACCUUAUUCCAACUACAACUUUGUGGACGCUGGAUCCCUCUAUCAACUUAGCCAUAUCGAUGUAGCGUACUUGACAGAAAAGGGCUGUCUCAACUUGCCUGCCGAAACAGCACUAGAAGAGUUCUUCAAUCAGUAUUUCUCACAUAUUCAUCCCAUCAUACCUUUGGUCAGCGAAGCGGAAUUUUGGGCAGCAGAUGCUCGCAUUCCUCUUCUCCUGAUCCGGGCAAUGUUGUUCAUAUCAUCUCCUUACGUCUCAGCGUCAACGCUUCUCAGCCUUGGAUACAGCAGUGUACAAGCAGCUCAUCUUGAACUAUAUACCGCUGCAAAGACUUUGACCCAAUUCGACAUCCACAGAGACAAUGUCGUCAGUGCCCAAGUAGCGCUCCUGCUGACCUAUUACACGCCCGCGCCGAGCGAUACCACAAACACAUACUGGAUGGUAAACGCAGUCCACUUUGCCCGCUGCGCCCACGCCGACCAGUAUCACACACUAAACGACGGCAAUCCCGCGAAAGGAAGGCUUAAACGACUGUGGUGGACCUGCAUAUUGCGAGACAGAGUCAUCUCUUUGAGUUUGCGAAGACCAUUGGUCAUUGGAUGCGAUGAUUUCGACUUUAGCCAGCCGGGACUCCUUCUUGCCGACUUUUCAGACGAAUUGGGAGUCUCUACGGUGUACGACCGGCCGACAAGACAGAUUAUAGCACAUUUCAUAUCGGCAUUCUGCGAGAUUGUCAAUCCCUUGAGCAUGGCCCUUGCGAUACUCUACCCGGCGACCGGCCCCAAGGUCAUUACCUCGGAGACAGACACUGGAAGGGAGUCCGAUGCUUGUGCUGAAAUUGUCGGGCUCCUGGACGUUUGGUAUCAGAAGACAAGAGAGCGGUUCGAGGUCUCUACUCCGUCGAUUGGCGUCCACAAAUCUGUGACAAUGUUUAUCAAGAUGACUUUUAUCUACUACUUUGCUGCGAGAGCAAGUCUGUGUUAUCACAUGAUGCUACUAUCCGUUUCCAAUCCUAGCCACGCAUCAGAUACCAAGAAGAACGAUCUCCAAGUCCAGGCAGAGAUGGAUUCAGCAUUAAAGGGAAUUACUGGCAUGUUUAUGCAGUUAGCCCGCCUAGGCCUUGUCCAGUAUCUGCCAAACACAUUCGUUACAUUUACAGCUAUUCCACUCAUCUGGCAAGUUCUAGAUGCAAAGAUACUAAACACCGGCGCACCAGCCGCAGACAACAUGCGCGAUCUCAUGGUCUACACCAACGUCAUGAACAAGUUCCGAGGCCUCCACGAAAACGCAAACAAUGUUCUAAAAUUCAUAAAACAGCUCAUUACUCACAUUCAGACAACAGAAUCCGCUGAGAUCAACCAUCAUGAGCUGUUGUUGGCAGAUUCUGCUUUCCCGCCAGAACUACUAUCAAGCUUCCUGCCUGAUGGAAAGACACAGGACAGCAUCAUCACCCACGAGCCGAAAAAUAAAUGGGCAAAGUUAUUCGCUGGAAAGCCACGGACCUACUUGCGGAUCGCAUUGACGAUUCAACAUUCGCUUUCCAGUGGCAAUUUCCCAUCAGAAGAAGACUUUCCCAAGGCACUGCAGAUGGUGAAGUUUGCAGAGGAGACGAUGGAUGGUGGUGUUGAUGUUGGGCUAUACAAAUAUUUGCAACAUAUGGAGGAUUUCUUACUAUCUGCUUAG
Messenger RNA from Trichoderma gamsii, 2256 nucleotides. RefSeq lists its product as hypothetical. Gene Ontology annotation, biological process: regulation of DNA-templated transcription; DNA-templated transcription. The record is from RefSeq and is a predicted model, not a curated record. The coding region runs from base 1 to 2256 and encodes 751 amino acids. Lineage: Eukaryota; Fungi; Ascomycota; Sordariomycetes; Hypocreales; Hypocreaceae. Gene Ontology annotation, molecular function: DNA binding; zinc ion binding; DNA-binding transcription factor activity, RNA polymerase II-specific. The transcript has 6 exons.